AUGAUGUUAAUAUCCUCAAUUAACUUUUAAAAUAAUAAGAUUUUAAACCUUGAAUUUUUAAUGGAUCUAAUAAAUUAAAAAAUCAAUAUAUGCAUUUUCAUUUUCUUUAUAUACUAAUUCUUAAAUAAUCAACAUGAAUAUAGAGCUUUAGAUCCAUAGUCAUAAAGAAAAUCUAAAUAAUUAACAUUAGAUUAAGUAUUAGUCUUAUAAACACCAAUAAAUAAUUCUAUCUAUGAAUUAUCACAUGGAAUUGAUAUCAAUUUUGGAUAAAAAGAAUUAUUAGACCACAUUAAUGAAGGAGUUAUGAUGGCAAAAUUCUUAUCACUAGAUGAUAAAAUUAGCAAUUUAUAAUUUAAAUUUUAAAAUGCAGCUGCUUAAACAAUGUUUUGUAAAGAAAAUGAUGAACUACCAUAAUUUUUAGAUUAAUUGUAAUGUGAAAUUCCCAUAGAAUCAAAUUAAUCAUAAUAACAUUAUGCAAGUACUUCCCCUCAUCAUUAAGAUAAAUCAGAUUAUCAAAAGAAAUUAUUUGUAUCAUAAUCUAAUUUUGGAUUUAGUUUAUAAGAGAAGAAAUCAUUUUCACCCAAUUCUAAAAUAGCAUUUUUUUAAUAAUAAUAAAGUUCUGAUAGUGUAGUUCAAGUAAAUUAAUCGAAUAUUUCUUAGUGUAAGACUGUGUAUUAACAUUUGAUAUAAUAUGCAAAGACAAAUAAAAAUUGUACUGAAAAUGAAGCAUAAUGUGAACCUCUUAAAUUGUGUUGUACAUAUGAAGAUAAUGGAAAACAAAAAUCAAUAGAAUUUAUUUGUUUAUUAGGUUUAGGCAAAUAGAUUAUUAUAAUUACAAGAGAUAUAAUAUAUUUAAAUUAAUUAAAAGAGUUAUUAUAAGUAAACCAGUAAAAAUCUAAUAUGCUUAAUUAUGUUAGUCAUGAAUUUAGAACUCCUUUAAAUUGCAUUAUUAAUGUUUUAUAAAGUGUUUUAGACAAGGUUUAGGUUAAUUAAGAUUAAUUGUUACAUAUAGCUUUGGAAAGUUCUUAACAUCUUUUAAAUUUGGCAAAUGAUUUACUUGAUUUAGCUUAAAUUAAGAAUAAUGUAUUUAAUUUAACAAAUGAAUAAUUUAAUGUGAGUUAAUUAGCAUAAAUGUGUUUAAAUUCCUUCUAAAUUUAAGCUGCUGCUUAAAAUGUGAAGAUAUCUUUAGCAGCUAAUUCUGAUUAAUUAUUUAUUAAAUCAGAUAAGAAUAGAAUUAAAUAAAUAUUAAUAAAUUUAAUUGGAAAUGCUCUUAAAUUUACAUAUGAUGGUAAAAUUGAAAUAGUAUUGAGAUAAUAUGAUUAAUUUAUUGAUAUUGGUGUUAGAGAUACAGGGAUUGGAAUAUCUUAGGAAAAUAUUAGUAAAUUAUUUAAAGCUUUUGGUAGAGUAGAUAAUGAUAAAUCCAAAUCAAUGAAUUAAUAAGGGGUUGGAUUAGGAUUACUUAUAAGUAAUAAGAUUGCUAAACAAUUAAGUGCUGAUAAUUAAGGAAUCAAAGUAUAAUCAACAGAAAUGAAAUAUGAAAAUCAUGGUUCAUAUUUCUAUUUUACUGUUAAAAUGGAAUCUCAUAGAUAACAUAAGUUAUUAAGUUAUAAACCUCCUUAAAAAUAAAUUAAUUUAUCUUCUCCAUUUAUUCCAUCAGAAGGAACAUAAAAGAAAAAAUCAUUUACAUAUACAAGUAUUGAAUAAAGAUUAAGUCCUGAGAGAAUUAAAGAAACAAAAUGUUUCCAUAUCUUAUUAGUUGAUGAUAAUGUUUUUAAUUUAGCUGUUUUAGGAAUGAUGAUUAAUGAAUACUUUUAAAAUGAGAUUUAUUUAUAAUUAUCAAUAGAAAAGGCAAAUAAUGGAACUUAAGCAGUUGGAUUAGCUUUUUAUAAAUGUAAUGAAAAUUGUUAAGGCUUUUCAUUAAUAUUUAUGGAUAUGGAAAUGCCAGGAUUAAAUGGAGUAGAUGCAUCAAAGAUUAUAUUAGCUAAAAAUAUAUAAUAAAAAAUUAUAAUUCUUACUGGGUAAAAUAUUAAUUUGAUUCUUAGUAAUAAUUUAAGUCAAUAAGAAAUUAAAGAAUUAAAAUCAAUUGGAAUAUUCGACUACAUAAUUAAGCCUAUUUAAAAAUCUAAGUUACAAAGUAUUCUUGAACAAUUUAUUACAGAAUGA
Molecule: messenger RNA, 2163 nt
Organism: Paramecium pentaurelia
Lineage: Eukaryota; Ciliophora; Oligohymenophorea; Peniculida; Parameciidae
Source: the annotation of a GenBank genome assembly